UUUGAUUAACAAUAAUCAUAGCCACCCACCCACCCACCCAACGCCCCCACAAAAGGUCCUAUUCAUUCCCUCUCUAUCUCUUCUUCUUAAGACCCUUUCAAAUAUCCCAUGAGCCUUUAAACCACCACACACCAUCUAUAAUUCCCCAACUGAAGAAGCUCACACGUACAUCUAUCACUCCCCCCAAACCCACACCGUUUUAUUCUCUCAAAUGGGUCUUGAUCAGGAUGCCAAUAGCUCAGGCCUUCACCUCGUUCUAGGGCUUUCUUUGACUGCUAGUGUUAAGGAAACCGCUCCGUCCACCAAGCCCGAUGAUCAUCAUCUUUGUGUUAUCAAGCCAACUCCAACGAAACCUUAUCCUUCCAAAGAACCGUCUUUGACGUUGGGGCUGUCCGGUAAGGGUUACCACGUGCCCAGAAAUAACGUUGCCAUCAACAAGGUUUAUUGUGAGGACCCUCUUGAGUUCUCUAGACAGACAUCACCUCACAGUGUUGUUUCGUCUUUCUCAACUGGGAGGGUCAUCAAGAGGGAGAGAGAUCUUAGCUGUGAAGACAUGGAGGUAGACGCAGAAGAAAGGGUUUCUUCACGAGUGAGUGAUGAAGACGAAGAUGGAACCAAUGCUAGAAAGAAGCUCAGACUCACCAAAGAACAAUCUGCACUGCUAGAAGAGAGCUUCAAACAACACAGCACUCUCAACCCCAAACAGAAGCAAGCUUUAGCCAGGCAGUUAAAUCUCCGGCCUCGACAAGUUGAAGUGUGGUUCCAGAAUCGGAGAGCCAGAACAAAGCUGAAGCAAACGGAGGUGGACUGUGAGUUCUUAAAGAAAUGCUGUGAAACAUUGACGGACGAAAACAGGAGGCUAAAGAAGGAGCUGCAAGAGCUGAAGGCACUGAAACUAGCUCAACCCUUGUACAUGCCUAUGCCUGCUGCCACACUCACCAUGUGCCCUUCUUGCGAGAGGCUCGGUGGCGUUAGCGAUAACGGUUCGAAUAAAAGCCCCUUCUCCAUGGCUCCCAAGCCUCACUUCUAUAACCCCUUCGCCAAUCCUUCUGCAGCAUGUUGAUUAUUGUGGUUAGGUUUUCACUCUUCUAUAAAAAAGACAAGAGUUAUUUCCCACAACCAUUGUAUUUUUUUGGUUGAGGGCGAUGCGUCUAGCCAGGGAAAAUUAAGCUGUAAUUAGCUAAUACUGUUGAGAGUAGUAACUGCUGAUUGAAAUUACCUUUUUCUUUUUCUUCAUCUAUUGUAUGUUUAUAUAAACCGUUAUAGAAGGUGUUCAUCUACGAAGGAGUUAGAUUUUUUUUUUCUUUUGUUGUUCAUUUAUAAAAUUCUCAUGGUAAGUGUAUAUGUACGUGUAUAGAUACACAUAUGUCAAUGUUGUGAAACAUCCAUUUAUCCCCCUUUCUUUGAAAAAGAAAAAGAUAGCUAGAGGGUUCUGGGGGCUAA
Messenger RNA from Glycine soja, 1443 nucleotides. RefSeq names its product homeobox-leucine zipper protein HAT22-like. Lineage: Eukaryota; Viridiplantae; Streptophyta; Magnoliopsida; Fabales; Fabaceae. Gene Ontology annotation, biological process: regulation of DNA-templated transcription. The transcript has 3 exons. Bases 212 to 1063 code for a protein of 283 amino acids. Gene Ontology annotation, molecular function: sequence-specific DNA binding; DNA-binding transcription factor activity, RNA polymerase II-specific. The record is from RefSeq and is a predicted model, not a curated record.